Molecule: messenger RNA, 1224 nt
Organism: Medioppia subpectinata
Lineage: Eukaryota; Metazoa; Arthropoda; Arachnida; Sarcoptiformes; Oppiidae
Source: the annotation of a GenBank genome assembly
AUGCGUAAAGUCCUUGUCUGCUGGCUUCUGAACCAAUACAACUUACCAAAGCGAACUAUUGUCAACGCAUUGGCGAAGAGAGUGAAGCCAUAUUUGCCGCAAAUUUGCGGUACAAUUCUGUGGCGUCUAAACAAUAAGUCGGCGAAAGUGCGACAACAGGCGGCGGAUCUCAUCUCAAGAAUCGCAAUUGUGAUGAAGACCUGUCAGGAGGAGAAACUAAUGGGACAUUUAGGUGUCGUUCUCUACGAGUAUUUGGGCGAAGAAUAUCCAGAGGUUUUGGGUUCAAUAUUAGGCGCAUUGAAGGCGAUUGUGAACGUGAUUGGUAUGCAUAAGAUGACGCCUCCCAUCAAAGACCUGUUGCCCCGUUUGACACCAAUUCUGAAGAACAGACACGAGAAGGUUCAGGAAAAUUGUAUCGAUUUGGUCGGAAGGAUCGCCGAUCGCGGCGCCGAAUACGUGUCGGCCCGCGAAUGGAUGCGAAUCUGUUUUGAAUUAUUAGAGCUCUUAAAAGCGCACAAAAAGGCUAUCAGAAGAGCCACAGUCAACACUUUCGGGUAUAUCGCCAAAGCUAUCGGUCCGCACGACGUGUUGGCCACUCUUCUCAACAAUCUUCGAGUUCAAGAGCGGCAGAACCGGGUCUGCACUACCGUUGCCAUCGCUAUCGUGGCCGAGACGUGUUCGCCCUUCACUGUAUUGCCGGCGCUUAUGAAUGAAUACCGAGUGCCCGAACUGAACGUCCAAAACGGUGUUCUCAAAUCACUGGCCUUUCUCUUUGAAUACAUCGGCGAAAUGGGAAAGGAUUACAUCUAUGCCAUCACUCCUCUACUGGAAGACGCGCUGAUGGACAGGGAUUUAGUGCAUAGACAGACGGCGUGCGCCGCCAUUCAACACAUGGCACUCGGAGUUUAUGGGUUCGGUUGCGAAGACGCGUUAACGCAUAUAUUGAACUACGUUUGGCCCAACAUUUUCGAAACCUCUCCUCAUUUGGUUCAGGCAUUUAUGGGAGCGAUUGAAGGCCUAAAAGUGUCUUUGGGUCCGAUCAAGAUGUUGCAGUACACCAUUCAGGGUCUCUUCCAUCCGGCGCGCAAAGUAAGGGAUGUCUAUUGGAAGGUAUAUAACACGCUAUACAUCGGAGGUCAGGACACACUUGUGGCCGGUUAUCCCCGCGCGUCAAACGACUCCAAAAAUAAUUUUAUUCGUUACGAAUUGGAUUACGCGCUCUAA